Jaculus jaculus (lesser Egyptian jerboa) is the source of this 1955-nucleotide messenger RNA. RefSeq names its product solute carrier family 22 member 7 (gene Slc22a7). The coding region runs from base 1 to 1632 and encodes 543 amino acids. Gene Ontology annotation, molecular function: transmembrane transporter activity. NCBI's taxonomy places the organism in Eukaryota, Metazoa, Chordata, Mammalia, Rodentia, Dipodidae. Gene Ontology annotation, cellular component: membrane. The transcript is spliced from 10 exons. Gene Ontology annotation, biological process: transmembrane transport. The record is from RefSeq and is a predicted model, not a curated record.
AUGGGUUUUGAGGAAUUGCUGGACAAGGUGGGUGGCUUUGGGCCUUUUCAGCUGCGCAAUCUGGUAUUGAUGGCCCUGCCCCGGGUCCUGCUACCCCUGCAUUUCCUCCUGCCCAUCUUCCUGGCUGCUGUGCCUCCCCACCACUGUGCCCUGCCUGGUGCCCCUGCCAACCUCAGCUCCCGGGAUGUGUGGCUGGAGGCCCAUCUGCCCAGGGAGCCUGAUGGCACCUUUAGUUCCUGCCUCCGCUUUGCCCGUCCCCAGGCUCUCCUCAACACCACCUUGGGGAGGGAGGCGCGCGGCUCUCGGGAGCUGGAAGGUGAACCCUCCACAGCACCUUGCUCUCGGGGCUGGGAGUACGACCGCUCAGAAUUCUCCUCCACCAUUGCGACCGAGUGGGAUCUGGUGUGCACCCAGAAAGGCCUGAACAAAGCUACAUCUACCUUCUUCUUCAUCGGUGUGCUGCUGGGGUCUGUGGUCUAUGGAUAUCUAUCGGACAGGUUUGGGAGGCGCCGGCUUCUGCUGGCGGCCUACGUGAGCACCCUGCUGCUGAGCUCGGCGUCUGCGGCCUCAGUCAACUACGUCAUGUUUGUCGUCUUCCGCACGCUAACCGGCUUAGCCCUGGCUGGUUUCACCAUCAUCGUGUUGCCACUGGAGCUGGAAUGGCUGGAUGUGGAACACCGCACAGUAGCCGGUGUCCUGAGCACCAUCUUCUGGACAGCCGGUGUCAUGCUGCUGGCACUGGCUGGGUACCUGAUACGGGACUGGCGAUGGAUUCUGUUGGCUGUCACCCUGCCUUGUGUCCCGGGCAUCCUCAGCAUCUGGUGGGUACCUGAGUCUGCACGCUGGCUUCUGACACAGGGCCGUGUGGCGGAGGCCCAAAGGUACUUGCUCCGCUGUGCCAGGAUCAAUGGGCGGCACAUGGGUCAGGACAGCCUGAGUGAGGAGGCCCUGAACAAAGUAGCCACUAUGGAACGGGUAGUCCGAAGACCCUCAUACCUGGACCUGUUCCGAACCCCGCAGCUCCGACACCUCUCACUGUGCUGCAUGGUGAUGUGGUUUGGCGUGAACUUUUCCUAUUACGGCCUGACUCUGGACCUGUCCGGGCUGGGGCUGAACGUGUACCAGACGCAGCUGCUGUUCGGAGCCGUGGAGCUGCCUUCCAAGCUCGCGGUCUUCUGGUCGGUGCGCUACGCCGGCCGCCGCCUCACCGAGGCGGGGACGCUGCUGGGCGCCGCGCUGACCUUCGGCCUCCGGAUGCUCGCGGUCCCCGAGACCAAGUCCUGGACCAUCGCCCUGGUGGUGAUGGGAAAAAGUUUUUCUGAAGCCGCGUUCACCACGGCCUACCUGUUCACUUCCGAGUUGUACCCUACCGUGCUCAGACAAACGGGGCUGGGGCUUGCUGCACUGGUGGGCCGGCUUGGGGGCUCUUUGGCCCCACUGGCAGGCUUGCUGGAUGAAGUGUGGGUGUCGCUGCCCAAAAUUGCUUAUGGAGGGACAGCUCUGCUGGCUGCCGGCACUACCCUCCUGUUGCCAGAGACAAGGACGGCACAGCUCCCAGAGACAAUCCAGGACGUGGAAAGGAAGAGUGCCCUGUCCAGUGUUCAAGAGGAAGAGAUGCAGGCCCAGAACUGAGUGGAACAGGGACAGACACCUCCACGGAAGCUUCGCAGGAGGGGCCGACAGGAGACCCUUGUGACCAGGACAAGCCCCUCUACCGCUGGUGCCCUCUGCCUGUGCCCAUCCAGCCUUGACUGUUCAGUCUCCAGCAACAGGACAUCCCAGAAUGCAGUGGAGAUUCUGGGCAUCCUCAUGGCUGAUUCUCCUGGGUUGGGGCAGCAGUGAGGAGAUUUGGGAAGCCCAUUAGAUAGGAAGCCAUGGAACUGGCCCUGGGCUCUUACUCUAGCUUUGCCACUCAUUUUGUGUGACCCCAGGCUAUGUCCCUCUCUGGUCUCAAG